This is a messenger RNA of Sphaeroforma arctica JP610, 322 nucleotides long. NCBI's taxonomy places the organism in Eukaryota, Ichthyosporea, Ichthyophonida. The record is from the annotation of a RefSeq genome assembly.
UCCUGAAGAUAGGCAGCAGUCGCGGGUCAAUCUUUGCCAAUAAUUUGGCCGUCACGUGUUUGUUUCUGGAGGAGAUUGCGCUCAAAUCACAGCAAGAAAAGGCGCAGUUUUUCCAAUCCAUGCCAUUUGCCGAUGGCGACUUCCCACCCCGAUUCCAGAAAUACAAGAUUCUCCCUGAAUUGGUUAACUCACUCAUGUACGGCGGAGCACAGUCGAUACACGUGCUGUCCAUCAUUAUACGCAUCGGAAAGCUCUUGAAUGCCGAGGAGUAUCAGAAAAUAGUCAUACCGUGCAUAGUCAAACUGUUCUCGGCCAAUGAUAG